AUGGAGGCCGCCACACACUCUCCAGGGGAUGAACGCAAAGACGUCCCCAAGGCAAUGAACAGCCUCGAUCACAGCCUGCAUGAAAAGAAUGACAGCGAGCAGGCCUUGACCUCUGAGCUCAUCUCCGCUGGCUCGGAACACCUCCAACGGCAACUAGGUGGAAAGGAAAUCCAGCUGUUGGCGGUAGGUGGCGCUAUUGGAACGUCUCUAUUCGUACAGAUGGGCGCAAGUCUACCGAAGGGUGGCCCGGCAGGCCUUUUCUUGGGCUUUGUUGUUUAUGGGACCGUCAUCUGGUGUGUCAACCAAUGCUUCGCCGAAAUGGUUACCUACCUCCCGAUCGCUUCCCCCUUCAUCCGCCUGGGUGGAUUUUGGGUGGAUGACGCCUGGGGGUUUGCGAUGGGCUGGAACUACUUCUUCCUUAUGGCAUUUGCCAUCCCGUAUGAAAUAACGGCGAUCAAUGUUCUUCUCACCUACUGGACCGACAAAAUUCCGGUGGUCGCGGUUGUGAUGGUUUGCUUGGUGAUUUUUGCGGGGCUCAACGGGCUCGCAGUCCGGUACUUUGGAACUGCUGAAUUUUACCUGGCCAUAUUCAAGGUCUUCCUUAUGAUAGGACUCAUUUGCUACACUUUUGUCACCAUGGUUGGUGGCAAUCCGGAGCACUGGGCCUAUGGGUUUACCUACUGGAAAACCCCCGGCGCGUUUGUCGAGUACCUCGCUCCUGAAAACACCGGACGCUUUCUCGGAUUUGUUUCUUGCGUCAUUCAGGGCUCCUUCACUAUGGUUGGUCCUGAGUUCAUCUCCAUGACAGCUGGCGAGGCAGAGAACCCUCGUAAAUUAAUGCAUCGGGCUUUCUCCUCUUUUGUCUGGCGUCUCCUCAUCUUCUUCAUUGGCGGCGCUCUCUGCGUCGGGAUUGUCAUUCCUUACAAUGACCCGCUUUUGCUCAAAUAUAUCAAUGGAGAUGAGGGCGGCACUGGAGCUGCUUCUCCUUACGUCAUUUCAAUGGUCAACUUUGGAAUCAAAGGACUUCCAUCUCUGGUCAACGCUCUGAUCAUGACCUCCGUUCUUUCUUGUGGAAACAACGUUGUUUAUUCGGCGAUCCGUACACUUCAUGGCCUAGCAGCGGACGGCAAGGCGCCCGCGAUAUUUGCCAAGUGCAAUAGGUUCGGUAUCCCGGUCUACUCAGUCAUCGCGGCGCUUGCGUUCUGCCUUCUUUCCUUGCUGCAGCUUGGCAAUGCCUCUGCCACUGUCCUCGACUGGCUGGUGGGAAUAUGCACUGCAUCAUACAUGAUCAACUACUUCUCCACAGUAGUGACGUACCUGCAUUUCUACGCCGCUCUCAAACGCCAGGGUAUCGACCGAAACACUUUGCCAUACCGGGGAUACUUUCAGCCCUAUGCGGCGUACUAUGCUGCGGUGAUGACAUUCGUUGUGGCCUUGGUCCUCGGGUAUACCGUCUUCAUUGAUGGCCAUUGGGACAUCUCGACGUUCUUCACCUCUUAUCUGAUGAUUGGGUUUUCCAUCGUGGCUUUUGUGUUCUGGAAGCUCUUCAAGCGGACACGCUAUGUUCGGCCGGGAGAGGCGGAUCUUCAGCUUGGAGGCAUAAAAGCCCAGAUUGACCUCUAUGAGGCAUUGUACGAGGCGCCGACGAGAGGCAAGGUUUCGGGUUGGCUCAACAGCUGGUUCGAGUAG
Messenger RNA from Penicillium canescens, 1689 nucleotides. RefSeq lists its product as uncharacterized. Gene Ontology annotation, cellular component: membrane. The transcript has 8 exons. The record is from RefSeq and is a predicted model, not a curated record. Bases 1 to 1689 code for a protein of 562 amino acids. NCBI's taxonomy places the organism in Eukaryota, Fungi, Ascomycota, Eurotiomycetes, Eurotiales, Aspergillaceae. Gene Ontology annotation, biological process: amino acid transmembrane transport. Gene Ontology annotation, molecular function: amino acid transmembrane transporter activity.